AUGAAAUAUUUAGAUCAGACUGUUUGUGAAGCUUUAAGGAAAUGGCCACCAGUACCUAUGACUGAUCGAUUAUGUGUCAAAGAUUACGAUUUGAAACUUGAUGGGAAAAAUUUACACAUCAACGCUAAUGAUUCUUGUUAUAUUCCCAUCUGGAGUUUUCAUAGAGAUCUAAAAUAUUUCCCCAAUCCCGAAAAAUUCGAACCCGAACGAUUUAGUGAAGAAAAUCGUGGAAAUAUCGAUCCUGACACUUAUUUACCCUUCGGUGUUGGUCCUAGAAAUUGCAUAGGAAGUCGAUUUGCUUUGAUGGAAAUGAAAACUUUCUUCUAUUAUUUGUUGUUGAACUUCAGCUUUGAAGCUAAUUCGAAGACUCAAAUCCCGUUGGAGUUCGACAAUAUUCCAUUCGAUAUUAAAACCAAAAUAGGCAUUUGGCUUUCAUUAAAACCACGAAAUAAUUGA
Molecule: messenger RNA, 456 nt
Organism: Clunio marinus
Lineage: Eukaryota; Metazoa; Arthropoda; Insecta; Diptera; Chironomidae
Source: the annotation of a GenBank genome assembly